CAUCGUUCGAUGCGGUGGGGCGGUGGGGCUCAUCCACAGUCCAGCCACAAUGUUUCCAAAAGUCACAAAGUGCAGGAGGCAACAGCAAAUAACACAUUAAUAAAUGUCAUCAUCACAAUCAGAAUCAAAGCAAACCUGGAGAGAGAUCUUCCCGGGAACCGCCUGGUGUGUGGAAGGUCUCUUGGACGAAGAAGAAUGCGCACAGUUGAAGGACAUGGCAGUGAGGCAAGAUGGAAUUCUCGAGAAGACCAUGCAAGGCGACACACGACAUCGACAACGCGUCACAUCCCGUUUGGACGCCCCGGAGCUCUCGCAAGCGAUUUGGCAGCGUAUCCAAGACAAUAUCCCCCAAGAAAUUGUCUUGACGGACACGAACUUUGAACAGUUCAAGGGGCUCUUGGCAUCACCCGACAUACCCGAAGACUAUUACGGCACUUGGAAACCCAGCGGCUUGACCAGCAACCGUGUCAAUGUCGCAUAUUGUUCGGGCAAGGGACAUUUGGCGGCUCACCGCGAUGCCGACCAUGUCUGGAACGAGCACGAGCGCAGCUUCUUGACCAUCAACGGGUACUUGACCAACCGGCCAGUAGGAUCGGGAGGAGCCACACGGUUCCUCGUGGAUGAUAUUCGCGUCGAAGGAUCCGAUAUCCCCAUUAACGAAGAAAAACACGUCCUGGCGCGGGUCGAAUCCGACAAGGCAGGAAAAGCCGUCGUCUUUUUCCAUGGACUCAUGCACGACGGAGAACCCUUGGCGUCGGACGACGAGCCUAAGUGGAUCUAUCGGGCGUUGGUGUACUAUCGGCGAGAUCCCGAAACAGCACCGAAGCUGUCCCAGGAAGCGCAGGAAGCACGCAAAGUAUUAAAGGAGGCUGUGGCAGCCGAAGAGGCCGGACAAAUCGGACUUGCCAUUCAAUUGUACAAAAAGGCGUACCGGUUGGAUCCGUCGUUGGAUCGAUAAUGGAGUUAGGAAUAAGAAUGAUAGGAAUACAGGCAGCGAAAGCCAACAUUAGACUAGUUUUCGGUGUAGAGUGUCGGCCACACAGACGCAGGUCGCAUGCGAUUAGCCAG
Molecule: messenger RNA, 1068 nt
Organism: Seminavis robusta
Lineage: Eukaryota; Bacillariophyta; Bacillariophyceae; Naviculales; Naviculaceae
Source: the annotation of a GenBank genome assembly